UGCUGUUGCUGGGCUCACAAAAAAAUCGAGAUCAAGCAGGAUCCUGUCCGGGUAGUGUAAUCCGCCGGAUACGUCAGUCUUCUCGGCCAGGGAACCGGAGGGGCGUCUGACACGGCUCUUCCGCCCGUGCAGCAGGACUGUUGCUUUAGUCGGGAGGCGGAGGACUACACGUACUUAGCCCCUACCUGUGUGAGAAUUAGCCCUGGGCUCGGGAGCCAUGUUGCGUGCGGAGCCCGGUGAUGUCCUGGGGUCAUGACUUCACAACGACUGCACCCGUAGCGGACACCGCGGAGAGCCAGGAGGAGGGGCAGCAGCCGGGCACAUAGGCAGGAAGACCACACGCAGAUUCGGCUGUAUCCGGCCUGAGGCGCAACGCAGACACACGUGAACAUGGGACUAACAGGGAUACCACUGCCACAGGCUCAUUUUAUAACUGAACCAUGAAGAAGUUUAAGAGACGCCUUUCACUGACUUUGAGAGGCAGCCAGACAAUAGAUGAAUCUCUAUCAGAACUGGCAGAGCAAAUGACUAUAGAGGAGAACAGCAGCAAAGACAACGAACCUAUUGUGAAGAAUGGCAGGCCUCCAACAUCUCAUAGUAUGCACUCCUUCCUCCACCAAUACACAGGAUCCUUCAAGAAGCCACCGCUGAGAAGACCGCACAGUGUUAUAGGUGGAAGUCUUGGCUCAUUCAUGGCAAUGCCCAGGAAUGGAAGCAGACUAGACAUUGUACAUGAAAAUCUAAAAAUGGGAUCAGAUGGUGAAAGUGACCAAGCAUCUGGGACCUCAUCAGAUGAAGUCCAGUCCCCCACAGGUGUUUGCCUCAGGAACAGAAUGCACAGGAGAAUCUCAAUGGAGGACUUAAAUAAGCGCCUCUCACUUCCAGCUGAUAUCAGGAUACCUGAUGGAUACUUAGAGAAACUGCAGAUUAAUAGCCCACCGUUUGAUCAACCGAUGAGCAGGCGAUCACGAAGAGCAUCACUGUCAGAAAUUGGGUUUGGGAAGAUGGAGACGUAUGUCAAGUUGGAGAAGCUUGGAGAGGGGACUUAUGCCACGGUAUUUAAAGGAAGGAGCAAGUUAACGGAAAACCUUGUAGCCCUGAAAGAAAUUCGAUUGGAACAUGAAGAAGGGGCUCCGUGCACAGCCAUUAGAGAAGUCUCGUUAUUGAAGGACCUGAAGCAUGCAAACAUUGUCACCUUACAUGAUAUUAUUCAUACAGAAAAAUCAUUAACGCUCGUCUUUGAAUACCUGGACAAAGAUUUGAAGCAAUAUAUGGAUGACUGUGGGAACAUUAUGAGCAUACACAAUGUAAAGAUAUUCUUAUAUCAGAUUUUAAGAGGCUUAGCUUAUUGUCACAAAAGGAAAGUUCUUCACCGGGACUUGAAGCCACAGAACCUCCUCAUUAAUGAAAAGGGGGAGUUGAAGCUUGCAGAUUUUGGUUUAGCGAGAGCCAAGUCUGUUCCAACAAAAACCUACUCAAAUGAAGUGGUAACGUUAUGGUACAGGCCUCCCGAUGUCCUCCUUGGAUCUUCUGAAUAUUCAACACAAAUUGACAUGUGGGGUGUUGGUUGUAUAUUUUUCGAAAUGGCUUCAGGAAGACCUCUUUUUCCGGGUUCUACAGUAGAAGAUGAGCUUCACUUAAUUUUCAGACUACUAGGCACUCCAACUGAAGAAACCUGGUCUGGAGUUUCUUCUAAUGAUGAGUUUCGGAACUACAAUUUCCCCAAGUACAAACCUCAGCCUCUAAUCAAUCAUGCUCCGAGGUUAGACUCUGAAGGAAUUGAGCUGUUAAUAAAGUUUCUUCAGUAUGAGUCUAAGAAGAGGAUUUCAGCAGAAGACGCUAUGAAACAUGCUUACUUCCGAAGUCUGGGAACAAAAAUACAUAGCUUACUAGAAAACAUAUCAAUAUUCAGUCUUAAGGAUAUCCAGCUGCAGAAGGAUCCUGGUUUUCGGAAUUCUUCCUAUCCAGAAGCGGGGCACGGCAAGAACAGAAGACAGAGCAUGCUCUUUUAAGCAGUUUUUACGAUCUGUUUCAUACCAAGAUCAGAAGCUUUGGUGACAACUCUUACUUCUGGUGGACUAUGGACUGUUUGUCAACUUUGACCUACUGACAGUGGAGUUGUUUAUUUCAGGCCUGCAGAUUUCCUUCCCCCCCCCCCCCCUCUUUUUUAAUAUAUAUAUAUAUAUGUGUAUAUAUAUAUAUUUGUUGUCACAGUGUGACGAAGCUUGUACAGUCGGUUUUGAGGUCUCCUCUGCUGUUAGAGCCAGUAGGUUACAGCUGUCGAUGUGACUGUAGCUGCAAUUCUCGUGCAGGACUGAGACACAACGCGUCGUUAUUUAUUGCCGAAUCAUUGCUGCUAAAUGACUACUGUCUGAAUAUUUACCACAACAGUUGAAUGCCUGAAGAAGUUGCAGUGGCUUUACAAUCUGUGAAUGCAUCGUUUUUGUUUAUUUUUUAAGCCCAAUGUUUUUUUUUUUAUCCCUUUUUUUUUUUUCUCUCUCUUUUUAUUAAAUUGUAUCGUUUCCAUUAAUACUAUUUUGCUUUGCUUGGCCUUGAAUAUAUUGGACCACAUUUGACGUUUCAGCCGACCAUCAGUUUCUUCCAUUCAAAUUAUAAUUGGCCACAAUAUUUUUUGAGUACCCAACAAAUAUCAGAAAUCAAUAUUUUCCUGAGGUAGCAGGUAAUCUGUUUACUAGAAAAUCACAUAUAUCUUAUGAUGAAAAAUGACUCUCCCUCGUAAUGUAAUAAUUUGUGUUGUAAAAUUACCAAAAUGUGCCUCUAGCACGAUUAGUAAGGAGCAAGAGAAGUUUUCUAUGGCAGUUUUAUUAAGAAAAGUCAGAUAAUGUAUUUGUUCAUAAAGUGGGGAGGGCCGGAGACCUAUUGUAAGGGAAUUUUUUUUUAUAAUUUAAGCCAAUUUCUCUGAUACAUAACAGUUGUGAAUUGAAGCAUGCCAUAUUUGCGCUAAUAUUUGCAAAUUUUUACUUCUUUUAUAGCUGUUGAAAAAUGUGCGUGGAUUUAGGCAGAAGGGGCUGGGGGAAUUAUUGGCACUAUCAUUUACAUCCCAAAUUGGUGUAAAUAGCACAAAUCUAUACCUGCCAUAUUGACAGGCAAAGAUGUGGCAAAUUUAUAAAGAAGCGUGCACCACUUGAUAAAUUUGGAUUAAGACUGGUGUAUGAAACGUUAGACUUCUGAUGUUUUUUCUGGAACAGAAUAUGCAAAAACAGGUCUAAGAUAUUUUUGCUUUUCAUUUUUUUUCUCCCAGCGUUUUUUAGGUUCGGUUGAAUCUGUUGUACAUGUAGUAGCAGAACUGAAACAGUUUUUUAAAGGGAUAUUUCUAGGUUAUAGUUUUAUGGCAUAUCACUAUAGCAGGACCCCUCCAAUAAUUUAAACAAAGAGACAGUAAGGGCUCAUGCACACGAACGUUUGCAUUAGGGACGGCAAAAUUCACGGGCACCGUCUGUGUGGCCUGUGCUGAUAGAAUCGGACCCAUUUAAUUCGUCUGCAUCGCAGAAAAAUAAAGCAUGUUCUUUUUUUUUUUUGUGUUGCAAAGGCACGCACCUAACGCCACAGAAGCGCUCCGUAGUGCUUCCGUGCUGUGCCUUCGCUUUUGUAUCUUCCGGAUAGCGGACCUAUUCAAGUGAAGGAGUCUGCAUCCGUGAUAUGGUGCGCACACUGUCCGUCCUCCUUUAUUGCGGACCCGCUGUUUGCAGGCCGCAAUACGGGAACGGCUGGAACAUGUUUGUGUGCAUGAGCCCUAACAUUGUUCAGGGCAAGUAAUUGAAGGAUUUGCAGCACUUCACUACAGCUGCUGCCCCUUUAUUAUGAAGAAAAUGUAUUGUAGAUGUUGCAUAAAUAUUCCCACUGACAUGAUGUAGUUCUAUAAGGAUGCCUUAAGUGUUCUAGUGCUCUUGAUUUCUUACUACAGCACCAGAGUUCAAGGACCCCCCUCCCCCGCCUGUGGAUUCCUUGUGUGUCGGAGCCUGCCACUUCCAUAGAAAUAAAGAUGGUGCCUGCUACAUGACCACUUUCUGUGUAUCUUCUUGUACCAGUGCUUAAAGCAUUCAGCGCAUGUGCAGAUAGAGGAGAUUUCUUCUGAACGUAUCUGCACAUUUCCUGAAUUUUUUUAAUGUCGGUGCAGAAGAGGACACUGCUGGGAAAGUGGUUUCCUGGGUAAAUCAUGGGACCGCUGCCAUCCUGAUUGCUAUGGAUGCAGAGGCUGCCAGCAUCCACCAUUUACACAUGAAUUCUGUGGGCAGUGGGGGUCUUGUAUUUGGGGUGCUGCAGUACCCACCAGUUUGACCUUUUUACAGAUCUCUUUAGAAAGUGGACAACCCCUUUUAAGAAUAAAUAUAGCAGCUAAUGAGUCCUUGCAGCUACAUGUGUAUCAAAAGAUUCCAAUGCUCACACAUGGAUAACUGUGGUGCGAAUUGGUUGAUACAAACCGCCAGAAUGACUAAAUAGUAAAACUGAUUGGGUUAAUUUUUCAAACUGGUGUAAAAUAGAAUUCUUAGUUGCCCAUAGUAACCAAUCAGAUUCCUCCUGUCAUUUUCCAAAGGAGCUGUCAAAAAUGAAAGGUGGAAUCUGAUUGGUUGCUAUGGGCAAACUAAGCCAGUUCUACUUCACACCAGUUUGAUAAAUGACCCCAGAUGUUCUUACUGUGUGUAUAGUAUUCAAAGGUAAAACAUGCCACAUACCAUCAUAUGCUGGAUAGCAGAAGAUGUCAGAUAAGGUUUUGUAGCAUUAAUGUACCAUACAGUAUUAUACUGCUGGGAAGAUACAUAAGUGAUCUUUGUAUGGCCAUUAGACCUCAUACUGUUCAUAGAGGUUCAAUUGAUAUACCAAAUACUUUAAAUAAUAUAUGACUAAAUCCCUCAAACCACAGAAUAAAAAAUAAAGAUGCUCUGCGGAGAGGGACGGUUUUAUUACUGAAAAACAAUAUCAUUUUGGAGAAAAUAAUUUUAAAAUGAUUCUAAACUUGAUGGGCCUCAGUUCGGAUUGUUGGAGCUCAAUGAAGUGUGUAUGUCACAUGCUACUACCUUUCCCUGCCCUCUGAUCAGAUUAUACACUUGUUCUACUAUAGCUGUUAAAGAGACAACUCUGCAUUCUAGAGGGCUCCUAAUGGCUGAGAAAAUGUACAAUUGAAAACUUAUGAAACCUGUCUGGCCCCCAGAACAGGUUAAAUGUCUAAGCCAUUGCAGUAUUGGGUUCUCCUAACCAGCAGGCCUAAAAGUGCAACAUGAAAAUUGCUCUCAGUCUCCAAAAGUAAAAACGGUGAUCUAAGUUCAUACAAAAUGUAGGCAAAAGAAGGCAAUGUGAUAAAAGAAGAAACACUCACCUGUUAGAACCGCCACCACUCUGGUGCCGUGUGCAUCUACACACAGAGGGCUGCAGCCUGCAAUCACUGGCCUCGAGCCCCAUGCCCAAAUAUUUUAUGCCCUCAGACAACCCCUCUAAUCUUCUUUUCUGACUUCACUUGUCACACAUCGUCCUGAAGUUGGGGUCAGUGUGUUUAUUAUCUGAAGUACUGCGUGCACCUUUAUCAUGAACACAUUAUUAUGACUGUAAAUCUUCAGAAACUAGCUGGUAUAUCCUGAAUGGACUGUAUGGCGGUUCUUUGAGCUAACUCUGUAGAGCAUUCGGGGAUCUGCUAUUUCUGUUUUGAUAAAAAAAAAUAGACUUUUAGGCAAUUUAACAGUAUUACGUGACCUUCUCCCCCUUUAUUUUAUUUGUGAAUAGUGAUUGUGGAGCACGUGGGUUGUUUUGUCAAUAUAACCAAUAUGAUAUGGGAUUUGAUUUUGAUUUUGUUAGAGAACGGCAAGUUCACGUCCAAUAACAGUGAAUAUUGGACCACUACUACUUUUCAUAAAUUUCUGAAACCAAUCCGUAGAGCUAACAAUGUUUAUUUUGAACUGACAAACCUGUAUUAAUAUUGUACCUUUUGAAGUAUGAAUAUUCAGUGGUAUACAAUAGUCUUGUUUUCAAUCUCAUGGGGGACAAAUAUUUCUUUGUUGUAAGGCACUUUCCUUCCAUCUGAAUUUCUUGUACAACACAGGAAUAUGUUCAAUUUGGGUUUUGUUUUUGUUUUGUUUUUUUGCUUUAUACUUCCCAUCCCCUGGUGCUGAUUUCUACGGUGUUUUAUAAAAUUGUCCAGGUUGAAAAAAUAUAAAUAAACUGGUUCUUAAUAUUUGACAUUUCCCGUUUGUGGUAAUAGUUCAGUAGGUAACCUCAGCAAUAAUAAAUCCUGUUUUGAGUUUACAGUACUCACAUAACCAUAUGCUCACUACAAUGGCUCUUCAUUCAACAUGCACUUUCGAAUGCCACACAAUAUAUUGGCAGAAUCUUCAGCGUUUCCCAUUUAAUUUGUCAAUUUGUCAGUUUAUUAUAACAAUGUCCUUAUAAAUGCUUAUUAACCACUGCUCUCAUACAACUCUUAGGGCUGAUUCACACGACCGUGCUUGUUCUGGGAAACGUGUCAGCCACAUAAUCCGGACCGACCGUCCUGACUGCAUCAUAGUCGGUUCCUAUCGAAUAGUGGGUCUAAUAUACCGUACUCACAUGAUUUGAGUACAGUAUGUUACACCCGAGAUCAGCUCAGACUGACUGUAUCAAUACACUAUGAUGCAGUCAGUAUGGGUCAGGGGAGUUAUGGUCAUUCUGUGAGAUGGGUCAAGCACAUGGGCGAUGUUUCCCAGACUGAGCACGUCCGUGUGAAUCAGCCCUUAUAUACAAGCCUCUGCACUGAUGGUGCAGCUUAUAGAUGUUACCUGUGGAGCUCAUCUAUUAACAGUUGGUCUCAUUUUGCAAUAUUUUCCCUUUACAGUGAUGGGGAACCGCUGUCUUAUGCUGACUAAAUGGACAUAUCCAUAAAACAGCAUCCCUCAGUUGCUCCAGGGAUUCUGCACUCUUGUCCUCCACCAUAUACUUGAGCAUGCCUUAUUUGUUGGCCUCGUCUUUCAAACACAGCCAGCCCUACAAAUUCAGGUUUAAAUUGUGUGACUGGGAUUUUAACAUUUUCAUGUUGUGCUUCUAUAAUUUAGUUCAGAUAUUGUUAACUGAACCAUUAAUGUAUCUGAAACCUCAACAAUGUCGGGUAGAGGCCACUCUGCAGUGUCAAGAUCUGGGACCGGUCUUGGAAGAAAUUUUUUGUACUCUAUAUUUUCUUACAUGCUGAGGACUCUGGUAUCUUGUGUAUAAAAACAGUGCCAGGGAAAGUGUCCUUGAUGUCUGUAGCAACCAGAGUUCAGUUUUCAAGUUAUUCAAUGUGAUGCCAGGUUUCUAUGGGUAGAAAAGUAACUUAAAUAACUGUGAGCACCCCCACA
Molecule: messenger RNA, 7319 nt
Organism: Bufo gargarizans (Asiatic toad)
Lineage: Eukaryota; Metazoa; Chordata; Amphibia; Anura; Bufonidae
Gene: CDK17
Product: cyclin dependent kinase 17
Exons: 18
Coding region: 441-2012 (523 amino acids)
Biological process (GO): protein phosphorylation
Cellular component (GO): nucleus; cytoplasm
Molecular function (GO): ATP binding; protein kinase activity
Source: RefSeq, a predicted model, not a curated record